AUGUAUUCGGAAAAUAUCGUGCCUACUAUCGCCUCUUUAAAGAAUAGAUUACAAGAACUUCAUAUAGAAAUACCUUAUUCUGAAGAACAUUUUCGGCGAUAUCUCCAAACAAUUGGAUUUAAGUACAAAUCACUGGACGGACGAGCUCAUAUUACCGAAACUCCCCGGCUAAAAAAAUGGAGGUGGGAAUUUAUUGAACAAAUUAGGAAACAUCGGGAAGAGAAGUGGAAUAUUGUUUAUUUAGACGAAACUUGGUAUGAUACCCAUGAUGUAAUAAAAAAGGGCCUUUCCAAUGGUAGUGAUAAGUGUGCAUUGAAGAUACCGUGUUCAAGAGGAAAACGUAUUAUUAUUCUUGCAGGGGGAGAGAAUGGUUGGGUGCAAAAGGGAUUGUUAUUAUCUGCAAAAAAUAUUAAAGACUGUUCUGCAGAUUAUCACCAAGACAUGGAUUCUGCGUUGUUUGAGACAUGGUUUAAAAAUCAAUUAUUACCAAAUUUAUUAAAUCAGAGGUCGGUAAUCGUUCUUGACAACACAAGUUAUCAUUUUCGAAUGUUACACCCCAAACCUGCAAAGAGGCAUAAAAGAGAAUAUAUUUUAUCCUACAUGCAAGAACAUAAUAUUGUCAUGCCGGACGGUAAGAUUACCAAAGAUAAGCUGUUAGCGAAAGUCAAUGAAGUUGACAUUCCAACCGAAUAUGUAAUUGAUGGCAUGGCAAAAGAAGCGGGACAUAUAGUUCUACGAUUACCACCUUACCAUUGCAUUUUGAACCCCAUAGAAUUAAUCUGUAGCAAUUUAAAGCGAAAUAUUAGAAAACAUAAUGCAGCUACAACUGAGGAACUGCAUAUCGGAAAUGAGAGUUCCGAUGAAAGCAGCUUUGAAAAUUAUGAUAGCUGUGAUAGCGACGACGAAUAA
Onthophagus taurus is the source of this 909-nucleotide messenger RNA. RefSeq lists its product as uncharacterized. The record is from RefSeq and is a predicted model, not a curated record. Gene Ontology annotation, molecular function: nucleic acid binding. NCBI's taxonomy places the organism in Eukaryota, Metazoa, Arthropoda, Insecta, Coleoptera, Scarabaeidae.